Messenger RNA from Vitrella brassicaformis, 978 nucleotides. NCBI's taxonomy places the organism in Eukaryota, Vitrellaceae. The record is from the annotation of a GenBank genome assembly.
AUCGGUGACUUGUCAAGACCGAGGAGCCAGGCCAGUCCAGGUGCGGCAAGGAAAGAGGGCAGCUUGACCGCCAUAUAUAGCUGUCUGGAGGUACGCAAACUGGAACUGUAAAACUGGCAAUCGCGGCGUGGUGUGAGAUGACAGGACGUGGAGAGAUGCCGUUCCUUCCCCGGGCGGUUAAUGUUCGUCCGGAACACUAUCGCUGGUUCAGAUACGAACACAGCGAUGUCGUCCUCUGUACCGAUAUAGCGGACUGGGUGCAAUACCGUCCCUUCAACACUGUUGGUGACGUCAAGAGCUUCAUGUCCCUCAUCCCAUCUGAUGUGGAGCUCGUUGGGUAUGAGAGUGCUAGUGACGAGUGGCCCAUCGAGGCCGUCUUGGGCGACAAGUAAGGAAAGACCGUUGGAAUCGCGCGGACAUAAGGACAGGCUGUGUGUGUGUGUGUGUCGGGCCUUGUGUGUGUCUUCAGGGGCAAGACGGAGGAUGAUCCGCUCGUCGUGAGAAAACUCGUGUGGCGAACGGUGGAAGAGCAAAUCAGACUCGAGUCUCACAGUACGGUACCUACACUCCUCCAAGCUGCUGACAUGUACAUUGACACACGCCUGUGCACGUGUGUGUGUGUGACCAUCAGCGGCCCCCACGCCCAGGGAGCCCGCUCCCGCUGACACAGAAAUUGGUAGCGGUGCUCAACAGAUGCGAGUACUACGGCGAGAGGGCAGACACCGGGACCCUCCCUCCUCAAGUCCCUCAAGUGCCAGUGGCUGAGGCUCAGAGAGGCACAAAGAGCUGCGUUAUUGCGUGGGCGUGGAGUUCUGUAUGGGUGCUUUUCUCAAGGGACUUUGUUUGUGGGGCAAAGCUGGUUGAGGGACGUGCAUGGCAUGACUAUGCGUGUGAUCGUGUCCGUCUGGUCGUAGAACACGGUGGGGUGGCAUGGUGGGACUAGACGACUAACGGUGGACUAAUGGUGCAUUCGAUUUG